AUGGCCCCCCCAACGUACCUCGGCCUCUCUGGCCGCUCGCUCAGCAUGGUGCUGUCCGGCAUCGCCACCAAUGGCUUCCUGCUCUUCGGUUACGAUCAGGGUGUCAUGAGUGGCAUCAUAUCCGCCGCCCCCUUCAACGACUUCUUCCCCUCCACCAAGGACUCCACCAUGCAGGGCUUCGUCACUGCCAUCUACGAGAUCGGCUGUCUUGCCGGUGCCAUGAGCGUCCUGGCCUGGGGUGACCGCCUCGGUCGCCGUAGGGCCAUGAUUAUCGGUGGUAUCAUCAUGAUCCUCGGUACCAUUAUCCAGGUCACUCCUGAGAGGGGUGCCAACCCCCUCGCCCAGCUCGUCGUCGGCCGUAUCGUCACCGGUGUCGGCAACGGCAUGAACACCUCAACCAUCCCCACCUACCAGGCCGAGUGCUCCAAGUCUACCAACCGUGGUCUUCUCAUCUGCAUUGAAGGUGGUGUCAUCGCCUUUGGUACUCUCAUCGCCUACUGGGUCGACUUUGGUGCUGCCUACGGCUCCGCUGAUCUUUCGUGGCGUCUCCCCAUCGCCCUGCAGAUCAUCUUCGGCAUCGUGCUCUCCGUCUUCAUGGUCUGGCUGCCCGAGUCCCCCCGUUGGCUGCUCACCCACGAGCGCUACGAGGAGGCCGAGCACGUCAUCGCCGCCAUCCGCGGCUACGAGGUUGACAGCGACGACACGCGUGCUGAGCGCGACAUCAUCCUCGACUCCAUCCGUGCCUCUGGCUUCGGCAGCCAGCGUUCCACCCCCAUCAAGGCUCUCUUCACCGGAGGCAGGACUCAGCACUUCCGCCGCAUGAUCCUCGGAUCCCUCACCCAGCUCAUGCAGCAGGUCGGUGGCUGCAACGCCGUCAUCUACUUCUGCCCCAUCCUGUUCAAGUCGUCCCUCAACAAGAGCGAUCAUCAGUCCAUGCUCCUCGGCGGUAUCAACAUGAUUGUCUACGCCAUCUUCGCCACCACCUCUUGGUUCGUCGUCGAGCGCCUCGGCCGCCGCAAGCUGUUCCUCAUCGGUACCUUUGGCCAGAUGUCGGCCAUGAUCAUCACCUUCGCCUGCCUGAUUCCCGGAACCCCUGGUCCCGCCAAGGGUGCCGCCUUUGGACUCUUCCUGUACAUUGCCUCGUUCGGUGCGUCGUGGCUGCCCCUCCCCUGGCUGUACCCCGCCGAGAUCAACCCCCUCAAGACCCGUGCGAAGGCCAACGCCGUCUCGACCUGCACCAACUGGCUCUUCAACUUCCUCAUCGUCAUGGUCACCCCGGUCAUGAUCAGCAACAUCCACUGGGGUACCUAUCUCUUCUUCGCCGUCAUGAACGCCAUCUUCUUCCCCAUCAUCUACUUCUUCUUCCCCGAGACUGCCAACCGUUCCCUCGAGGAGAUUGACAUCAUCUUCGCCAAGGGUUUCGUCGAGAAGAAGUCGUACGUCCAGGCUGCUAAGGAGAUUCCCCUCCUCAGCCCCACCGAGGUUGAGACUGAGGCCAUCCGCUACGGUCUAGUCGACUCGCGCGCCGACGGUGCUGCUCUCCGCGACCGGGAUGAGAAGAACACUUUCGAGAGCGACUCGCGCGACGAAUAG
Messenger RNA from Geosmithia morbida, 1593 nucleotides. Its product is annotated as Sugar (and other) transporter. The record is from RefSeq and is a predicted model, not a curated record. Gene Ontology annotation, cellular component: membrane. Gene Ontology annotation, molecular function: carbohydrate:proton symporter activity. Gene Ontology annotation, biological process: carbohydrate transport; transmembrane transport. The transcript has a single exon. NCBI's taxonomy places the organism in Eukaryota, Fungi, Ascomycota, Sordariomycetes, Hypocreales, Bionectriaceae. The coding region runs from base 1 to 1593 and encodes 530 amino acids.